GAACACUGAUCAUGCAGUUACGACCACCAAGGCACAUCUUGCCUUUUCCUUUUGAUACAGAAGAUGCUAGACGAACAUACUUGUUACUUCUGGUCAUCAAUGCUAGGAGAUCCUUUUACUUCUAGCUCUAAUCUUUACCUACUCCUUGACUCGCAAGCACUUCGCGCGCGAUCAUGACAAGACGGGCAUAACGCGGGAUGAUGCGGACGAGGCCAGAUCAUUGCUCGUGGUGGGCAAAGCCGACGCAUCGUCCGAUCAGGGCUUUACGCUGUUCAAGG
Molecule: messenger RNA, 278 nt
Organism: Amoebophrya sp. A25
Lineage: Eukaryota; Dinophyceae; Syndiniales; Amoebophryaceae
Source: the annotation of a GenBank genome assembly